Molecule: messenger RNA, 751 nt
Organism: Octopus bimaculoides (California two-spot octopus)
Lineage: Eukaryota; Metazoa; Mollusca; Cephalopoda; Octopoda; Octopodidae
Product: transmembrane protein 138
Cellular component (GO): cilium
Source: RefSeq, a predicted model, not a curated record
AAUCACCGCUCACCGUUUCGUUACUAUAAACAAGAUAAAUCUCUUAUCAAAGAUGAUAAUUACAAAUAGCAACUUUACUUUUAAAAUGUUUUACUUAACUCAUUUACUGAUAUGAAUGUGCCAGUCUCCAUCAUAGUAUCAUGUUGACCUCCAGAUAUAAAGCUAUCUUAUUCCUGCAGACCCUUCUAAUUGCCAUCGACUUCUUUAUGAAUGUUGCCACAGAACUCCUGAGAUUAGAAAAUGUUGUUUUACUGAUUCUAUACAUAAUCCAAUCAAUUGCCAUCAUGUCCUCGUUGAUCAUUGUGUUCCUGAUGUUCUUCAAUACAUUCAUCUUUCAAGCUGGCUUAGUUAGAUUAAUGGUGAACAAAUUCAAAAUAACCAUUAUUGUUACAUGUCUGUACUUUGUUCUUUGUACAGCUCUAAAUUGCUGGAUUAUGAAUCUACGCUGGAAGAAUGUUAACGAAUAUGUCUGGAAUACCAGUGGUAUUCAAGUAAUAUAUGUAAUCCAGAGGUGCAGUGCAAUAUUUUACUAUUACUUUUAUAAACGAACUGCUCUGAAACUUGGUGAUCCAAUAUUUUAUCAAGAAUCUCAAUGGCUCAGGGAUGAAUUUCUGAAACAUAAAUAAACAUUCUAUUUGUGAUGUUGGCUCAGUCAGAGGAAAUGUUUAGAAUUUUAUAUGAAACAUAUUGGUAAUUUUUUCUUUCAUUUAUGUGGGGGAAAAAAAAAAAAAAUUAAAGCUCUUAAAAUGUU